CUGAGCGACGCGGCGGUGGAAGAUCAGCGAUCGCUAGCGUGAACAUGGCGGAGACCGUACGCUCGCUCUUCGACUACCGGGAGCCUCCGAGCCUGGACAGCGACGGAGAGGGCGUCAAACCAGCGCCGCCGCCGCGAGGGCGUGGUUGUGGAAGGAAAAGGAAAGGGACGCCUGUGAAAGUCUUUGUCACCCACAACGAGGAGGAGAGCGUGCCUGAACACAGCUUCAGUCCAGGUGAUCGUAAGGAAGCAGCAGAGAAUAAACGGCCCACACUGGAUGGGCCUUUCUACAACACAGAGCCUGCUCCUCAGAACUGCGGUCCAUCAGAGCAGGCUGAUGACGGAGGUUCCAGUGGAGCCAAGACCAGCUCCUCCUCAGCCUCUACACCUGCACCACCCUCUGCCCCAGCUCGCACCCCAACUCCUGCUUCAACUCCUGCUCCACCUCCAGCUCCUGUUUCAGCUGCUGCUUCAGCUGCAGCCCCAGCUCCAGCUCCUGCCCUGGCCCCUGCACCCGCCCCUGCUCCAGCUACUUCAACUCAGGCCCCAGCUCUGACCCCCACCACUACAUCUUCAACUGCCCCAGCAGCCUCUGCUUCAGCCCCGACAGCCGGCUCCUUCCCUCCUUCCCCUAACUGCCGCAUCCGAGAGGUCCACUGCGGCAGCCAGGUGCGGCUCGUGGUCAUUGCCAUCCGAGACAUCACCAAGGGAGAGGAGAUCACCGUCGACUACAGCCUGACAGAGUGGGGAGAGAACCUGGGUUUCCGUGGUACUGUGUCUCCAGGGCGAUACGAGUGUAACUCUGACCCUGAGAAUAACAAUAAUAUCAAAAAGGAGGAGGAGCCCCUCUCUUUGACAGCUCAGCCACAGCAACAGGAAUACCUCACCCCCUCUUGGUCCCUUUCCCCUUCCUCCUCCCCAAUCUCCCACUCCGAUGCCAGUGACUCUGAACCCGGCGAUGAAGAUGGCGUCAAUUCCCGUGGGCGCGCACUCCGCAGGCGCAAGAAACGACGUGGCACCCCUUCAAAGAAAAAGGCCCCCCAUCGGACCCCACCUGGGCGACCUCCCCUGGCCUCACCCACCAGCCUCCCUCCUCACAGCCGCCCCUCUCCCUCAGCCCAUGCUCCACAGCAGUGCUCUGCGCCCUCCUCCUCCUCCUCCUCUUCCUCUUCAUCCUCCUCAGCCAGGCCCGUGUUCAAAGCCCCGGCCCCGCUGGGCUCCAACACCACAGCUAAUGUUAGCACCAGUGUCUCCCGAGGAGGGGUGACUACAGACUCCCAGCGCCAGACCUGUGACUACUGUGGACGCCACUUCCGCUCACUGGGCCGCCACUUGGACAAGCACCAUGCUCACCAGCCCGAUGUCUGCUCUGCCCUUGUUGAGCGCUACACACAGAUGCCCCGCCUGCAUGCACAGCAUACACACCCUGCCACAGCUCACUCACACACAAACACUCAGCAUUCGUCACAGGCCAUGGCACAGAAUCGCAGCGCAGAGCUUCCACAGAGUGGCGUCCAAGACCUCUCCAUGUCCCCUCCGACUCUCACAGCAGCCAACCAAUCCCCUACUUCCACUGGAAGAAACUCCACCCCUCCAGUCCUGACUCCUCCCAGAGGACAGAGCGCAGUACCUGUGUCAGUCUUAAAGAGAAGCCCACCACCUGUGGCCAUGACUCCACCCAGGAAGGGAGGAAUGAGGAGGCUAAAGAAAGAAAGACUGGAAGAAGAGGACGAAGAGGAAGGAGACGUGGAGGUGGUGGAGGUGAAGAGGCCAAAAGAAGAUGAGGAGGUAGAGAGCAGUAAUUCGGCCAAAGACAUUGAGCCGCCAUCAAAAGACGAGGAGGAGGAUGAGGAUGAGGAAGAGGAGGAAGAUGAAGAGGAGGAGAAUGGAGUGAUGGAGGUUGAAGAUGACAGUGGAACUGAGGAUAAGGAAAAGGAUUUGCUAAGCAGUUCGGGGCGUCUCCACAUGCUCCCCCUGCUCUCCUCCUUGUCCUCCCUGGUCCUUUACUUGCGUCGGCUACAGCACUCGGCCUUCCUGUCCCUGUCUCGGCAGCUCCAGUCUGCUGAGGCCUGGCGCCUUCUGUGCCACUCCAGCCUUGCACUCCUCAUCCUGUACAACCGACGACGUGAGUGUGAGGUCUCCAAGCUAUCCAUUGCUGAAUACCGCGCCCGCAUCACUCCCCAGUGCCCUGUUCCUGUACCGCCUGGUGCCCCACCAGCUCUUACUCCACUGGAGGCCUCCCUCUCCCCUUUUGAGCGCCUGGUGCUUCCCCACCUCCCUAGAGUUGGGGUCCAGGGGAAACGUGGGCGAGUCCAGCCCCUUAUCUUGCCCCCUCACUGUGAGCCCUGCCUGGAACUGCUCCUGCAGACACGGCAAGAUGUGGGAGUGGACCCGGCAAACCCAUAUGUCUUCGCCAGGCCAUACCACUCCCCCGCCACUCCACUCCGAGGCACUGAUCUCCUCCGCAGCUUGGCCCGCUCCAGUGGCACCCGUAAUCCUCGUGCCCUGACUCAGACCCGGGUUCGGCGCCAGGUGGCUAUCUUAACACAGCUGUUGCUACUGGGAGAAGGAGAGGAGCCUGGGCAGCCGGGAGGCAGCGCUGUGGAGAGGCUGGAGCACUUCCUGGAGAGGGAGUAUCAUGUAACUCAGAGCUGUGCCGGAAUUGGCCAGGACCCAGGCCUGAUGGGCAGAGUGGGCCGAGUGGUACUGUGUGGAGAGAGAGAUGGAGUGCUAUUCAGAGGGAUGAGUCUGCACCAUAUCUGCCUGGAGCUGGAUGUGAUGUCAGGAAAUUCUGCAGACUCAUAUUCAGAGGGAGAAUCUGAAGGGGAGCAGGUGAAAGAGAAGCCUGAGGCACCAGCCCCUGCCCCUGCCCCUGCUCCUGCUCCUGCCCCAAACCCCACACCUACCUUGUUGUUUGUGAGGAAGGGCAAGAACAAUGGACGUGUGGGGCGGCCCAAGAAGCUCAAGAACACCCAGUCAUCCAUUGCACCUGCCGCCGCACCACACACCAACCGCAGAAGAGGCUCAGGUCAGCCACGAUCAGGAAAGCGCGGUGUCCUGAAGCGUCCCUGGUCGGAGGCAGAGCGCGCAGCAGUGGAGGAGCACCUGACCCGGAAUAUCACUGAGCUUCGCGUACCCGCCAAGGCCGACUGUGAGCGUUGCUUGCAGCAGUGCCCCCUGCUGGUCAGCAACCACCGCGAUUGGCGAGCUAUCAAGUUCUACUGCCACAAUCGCAUUCAGCUGCUGAAAAAGAACCAGCGGCGUGACAGCGAUCCCCAACCCCUCACUGUCUGCUAAGAAGGGGGAGCGGUCAUCAUUGGGAGGAAGACAGGGGGAGAGCUGGGAGGGAGAAGCGAGUGGAUGUCUGGUAUUGUGCAGUAGAUCAGAGCAGAUUCUCAAAUGGUACCCUGCUGCUCAAGAAAUGCACUAAUUUUGAGAGGACAGUCCUAAAUUUCACUCUAUUCCCUUGCAGUGCAGUUUUUGUAAGUGACAUUCUAAUUUGACACCUGAUGGCAUUUUGUUUUGAGCCACACAAGAGCUGCAAUUUCAAUAAACUUCUGCUGCAGUACUGCAAGGUCUUAAAAUUACACAAGAUUCUUUAUGGUGCUCCUGUAUUGAGUAGUUACAGUGUAAGUCUUGUCAAAAGCAGUGCACUUGGAUGGGUGCCAUUUGAGAAAUGCCUUGGGGGACUUUAAAGACCAUAGCACUGGCCACAGCCUGUGUUGUAUUGUAUAUGGACCUUUUAUUUCCUUCCAAAACUGAUACACUAAAUUGAUAUGUAAACAAGGGAGGCAAGCAAGCCCUACAGUGUUGUUGUAUGAACGUCGUGGAGUAGCACUAGUGUUUUAUGGACUUGGAGAUGUUAAUAGGACAAAUGGCCUCUGCUUGGGCCACACUUUUCCUUUUUAGUGGCUCGAUAGUUAGAGUAGGCCUAACAACUGCUAAGCUAUAAGAAUAGCCAGAUUUUUCUUCAAACAAGCUUGUUCUUUUCAUACAGCUGACUGUGCAAUUCUGACUUUGGUUUGACUAUAUUUGGACCUUACUUUACAUAUAAGGUACUAGGUGAUGAAUGAGUUAUUCUUUUGCAGUUACUUUGAAGAGAUGAAGAUUGUUUUUCAUUCAAAUGGAACACAGUGUUGUGAAGAUGAAGAAUUUUUUUACAAACUCGAAAGUGGGAGUGAGACAUCUCAUGAAAGAGACAGUGUCAUCAAUACAUUGUGAUGUUUCUUUUGAAUAUCUAAAAUGUGUAGUUAAGCUACAAAGUCCAGAAACAUUAGAACUGUUCUGCAGCCUGUUGCUUGGGACUCUUGUCCCCUCCCUUGAAAACAGAUACAGUCAAGAUGUCAGCAUCUACCACUUUGCCCAAGCAACAGUUAUGUUCUUGUCUGCAUCGUUCCUAUUGUUUGUCUCUGUUUUAGUGCUUGUUGCACACCUGUUUCAAAGCAGUAAAAGGUGCUAUAGGCUAUCAAGCUGGAUAUCACUUUAUUUGUGGCAAGGAGAUUUCCUCUGGUUGUGUUAAAGUUUCUUAAAAAGUGGGCAUUUAUCAGAAGUGAACGUUCCGUGUUGCCAGUUUUGUUGAUCGUCUGUGUUGUCUUUUCCAGCAGCUAGAGCUCCUCCUGUCCUUUCCCAGCCACACUACAUGGUUUGCAGCUUGACUAGAUUUUUGGCUUCUGUCAGUGUUGCUGGAAAUCUCUGUCCAUCGGACUAAAACCUCCAUGAAACCUCGAGACAGAUACUUGAAGUAAAUUAAACUGUCAGCUAAAUCUUUAUGUUCUUUCGUGCUCUAGUCUUGCCAGUUACAUUGUACAUAACAAAUAUAUUAUCAUUAUGCUAACUGGUUGUCUGUGCUAGGCUAUAUGUAGCUUUUUCCAUUUCUGACUUACUGCUAUUUGUACAUAAGCCUGUUUGUAAAUAAUACUCACAGAAACAAAGAAAAAACAACACAAUGUAUGAAAUGCCUUGGUUAUCGUGUUAUGUUUUUCUUUUUUAUAAGUCUUAUAAAAAUUUAAAGCUUUA
This is a messenger RNA of Myripristis murdjan (pinecone soldierfish), 5015 nucleotides long. RefSeq lists its product as uncharacterized. Gene Ontology annotation, molecular function: protein binding. The record is from RefSeq and is a predicted model, not a curated record. Bases 45 to 3296 code for a protein of 1083 amino acids. Lineage: Eukaryota; Metazoa; Chordata; Actinopteri; Holocentriformes; Holocentridae. The transcript is spliced from 9 exons.